AUGGCCUGGCUGUCACUGUCUCCCUGGAUCCCUCAGAUCCUGUCCCAGCUGAGCGGGCCUGCGUCACCCCACACCACCUGUGUGGGCUCCUCUCCAACCAUGAUGCUUUCUCUGUGGAGCCUGAGCUCCCUGGAGACCUGGGGGGUUUGCACAGGCCCUCCUGGUGCUGACCUCGGUCUUGUACCAGCGACUGGACUUUCGGGAGCAGGAGCCUCAGGACGUGCUGUGGCCUCGCGCCGUGAGGGUCGCGGUGGGCACCACGUCUGUCCCUCCAGGCGGCUAGUGUUGGUGGCCCCUCCCAGGGAUGCUGAGCUCCGCCAGCAGCACAGCGAUCACACCGGGGUGAGCGCUUCUCCUCGGAACCCACUGCCAGAGGCCCCUGGCCCCCAGCAGCCUGGGCCUGUGUCGCUCAUCUACAGAAACGUGAGGAGGAGCACGCAUACCAUCCUGCUCCCCUCCUCGUCCUCCGAGAACCCAGGGCACUCAGCAGGGAGCGCUUCUCUUGGCACAGUCGUGAUGGUGCUGCCUCCAGGCAGUGGGGCGCGUCCUCACUCCGCCGUGGCUGGUGCCCUGCAGUCACAGGCCCUGGCGGCGGCUGCGCCGGGGACGUGGGGCUUCCUUCUCAGCAGCUCCCGCUGCGCUCAGGGCGCCUCCCCACGUGCUAGACACCCUCGUCCUCGCUGGUCUGGGGCACAGGAGGCGCUCUGCAGGCUUCUCAUGCGUCUGCCUGGCUCCGACCCCCUUCCACAUGCUCACGGGCUGCUGGGAUUUCCUUCCUGGGGACCGCCUCUGCUCCCGGGUUUCUUCACUGGUCGCUACCAGUGUUGA
This is a messenger RNA of Rangifer tarandus platyrhynchus (Svalbard reindeer), 828 nucleotides long. The record is from the annotation of a GenBank genome assembly. Lineage: Eukaryota; Metazoa; Chordata; Mammalia; Artiodactyla; Cervidae.